AGCUGCUAGCUGUGAUUUUCAGAAUGAAAUCUUAUUUUUGAACAUGUUCAAACGAAUGUAAUUCUGGAACCCAGAUCUGUCGCCGCUUUUGUGGAUCCCUUUAUUGAUUUCCCUUAUUUGAAACCUUUGGGAACAUUUUGAAAAUAUGUAGGAGCUCGCUGUGGCAAGCUGAUCACCCAUAACCUUGGGGCCAUUGUGGACUUCAGUAGAUCCGAGUUGUUUCCUGCAUUUGCCGCAGCGAAACCAUGUCGGACAAACGAAAACUCCUCGCCGAGGUGGAUCGAACCUUCAAAAAGAUCUACGAAGGCAUCGAAAUCUUUGACGAAAUCUGGGCUAAGCUGCAAGAUGCAUCCAAUCCCAGCUUGAAGGAAAAGUUCGGGGAAGAUCUGAAGAAGGAAAUAAAAAAAUUGCAGAGACUAAGAGACCAAGUUAAAACAUGGAUUUCCAGCAGCAACGAACUAAAAGACAAAGAGCCCCUCUUGAAAGCCAGACGUGAUAUCGAAACGAAAAUGGAAAAAUUUAAGGACAUUGAACGGGAAGCUAAAAUCAAGUUGUACUCCGAUAUCGGUCUGGCGCAGGAAAUCAAAGUUGACGUUAGUCUAAAGAAGAAACACGACGCUAGAGCUGGACUUUCUCAAUUUAUUGAGAAAAUGCAGCGGGAUUUGGAGCAGUUUGAAAGCGAAAUGGAAGUUCUCACAAACGGCGGCAAGAAAAAGAAAGUGGAAAAAGAGAAAUUGGAAAAGGCCGAAUUUCUGAAGCAGGUCAUGGAAUCUCAUCGCAACCAUAUUGGGAAAAUUGAAAUUAUGUUGCGUAUGGUGGACAAUGAUAGCAUAAAUCCCGAUUUCGCUGAAUCUGUUACGGAUGACUUCGAUUUUUACCUCAGUAAAGUGCAGGAAGGGCAUUUGGAAGAUGUCACCUAUAUUUAUGCAGGAAUAGAUCUGGAGGAGGCAACAGGUACUGAAUCCCGUGUGCUCAGCAGUCCUGAACCAAGUGUAGCGCCAAAAGAAGCCGAAGAAAUGAAAGUGAAAGUUCCCCCAGAAAUUACAGCGACGGAACCCGUUACGGUGAAGCCGGCAUCUUCCCCUGCUUUAACAGCUGUAAAUUCAGCAGCCCCACAAACGAAGCCAGUUGAAACAAAACCAGCUGCUCCGGCAGCUGUUCCUCCGAAACCGAUGGUUGCAACACCAAAUCCUACUGCACCGCCUGCACUGCUGAAGCCGUACGCGGCGGUUGUAGCAAGAGCCGUACCGCAGACCAUGGUCAAGCAGCCUUUGCCCGUGGUCAAGCAGCCUUUGCAUAAUCCUCCUGUUUCUUUGGGAAAACCUGUAAAUAAGAAAGUCUCGGCGGUUAAGGGCAACAUGCCGGCUUUCAAGCCGAAACCUCCUUCGAAAGUUGCUGCCGCUCUGAUGAGAGGAAGUGCAUGGAAAAGGCCGCACGGAGAUUCUCACGCAAAACCUCAGAAAAAGCAGUCUGUGGCGCUGGCCAGUCAGUCCCCUUCACCCAUACCGACCGGUAUUUCUGGAUCCAGUUACACCCCAUCAGUGACGAGUAGCAGUCCAUCCUGCACACCCGAACCGCUUCUCGCCAAGGAACCCCUGCCGGAAGCCACGCAACUGACAAUACAGAACGGCGUGCGAGAGCAGCAUUACUCGGUGCAGCCUGUUCCUCCGCCCAGUACGCCACCGUUGCUCGGAUUGCCACGAGCGGAAGAUGUGCGGAACCCGUGGUCAUCGUUUGUGGUGCCUGUGGAUAAUAAUAACGCAUCCAUAACUGAUGAGACCUUGCAGGCGGAUUGCAGUCGGAGUCAGUCCAGACAUUCUUCUCUCGAUCUCGAUUUAGACCGGACAGAUUUUACCCCACUGGGAUCGCUGCAUUCGAGUAUUCAUACGGCGGCAGCGCUGCCAAAUACGACGCCCAGAAGGCUUGUGGAGUCGUAUAUAACCCGCGUGGAACUGGAGUCGCAGUUGGCGCCGAUAAUUGGGCGAAGGGUACUGGGUCUGGAUGAAGCUAGUAGGGACAUUUUGCUGCAGCAUAGUGGACUUGAAGCGGCCCUUGGUAAUCCACCGAAGCCCUCUGAUUCUGAAAGACGAAGAUCCGUAGUUCCUUGUGUACCCUGCCCAAUUCCUACUGGAUGGCCGGCAAGUCCUCCUUUGGCGCUUAUCUGUGAUAGGAAAUUUUAUGCUAACCUCGCAACGGACGUCCUGUUUUACAUUUUCUAUUUUGGAGAGGGCAGCCUGGCACAGUUGUUUGCGGCUACUGCGCUGAAAGAAAAAUAUUGGCGAUUUCAUAAGAAGCUGAACUCCUGGUUUAGAAGACUGGAGGAGCCAGUUGAAAUUUGCGACCAGCAUGAGAGAGGGAACUACGUGCUCUGGGAUUUGGACACAUGGUCGGAGCAGGAAAAAGAAGAUUUUACUUUCGAAUAUUGCUACCUCGAAAAUGUUAACCUGGACCGUUACGACCAUUCCGCUGACUACUUUUCGUGGUCUGCCGUUCCGUAUUUUUCUGUUGUGAAGGACAGUUUGCUGAAGUAAAAAAUUGCAGUAUGAGAUGCAUGACAGGUGUAUAAAUCAGUGACUGAAAGAUUAGGUUUUAUAGAAAUGUCCUUCACGGUUAGCAAAAUAGAUUUUUACGUUUGUGAUAAUAAAAUUAUUUUGUCUUUAACCGGUAGUCCGCCAGUAAUCCGCUUUCGUCUGGGACGAGAUACCACGGCCGUAAUUUCUUUA
Paramacrobiotus metropolitanus is the source of this 2723-nucleotide messenger RNA. RefSeq names its product CCR4-NOT transcription complex subunit 3-like. Lineage: Eukaryota; Metazoa; Tardigrada; Eutardigrada; Parachela; Macrobiotidae. Gene Ontology annotation, biological process: regulation of DNA-templated transcription; nuclear-transcribed mRNA poly(A) tail shortening. The record is from RefSeq and is a predicted model, not a curated record. Gene Ontology annotation, cellular component: P-body; CCR4-NOT core complex; nucleus. The coding region runs from base 246 to 2531 and encodes 761 amino acids. The transcript is spliced from 15 exons.